AUGACACCCAACGCCAAGAAAAUUGACUACGAAUUCGGCGGACCGCUUGCUGCCGCUGCAAUUGUAUUUGGCCUGCCAGUGCUUGUGUACGCCUUCUUCUUUGCCUGCAAUGACAUAUCUGGCUGCCCCGCGCCAGGUUUGCUCAACCCCCGCGAUCUCACCUGGAAUGUGCUCAAGGACCAGAUUCCCUGGCCCGAGGCCGGCUUUGCUGGAUUCAUCACUCUAGAAGCUGCUGGCUGGACCUUUGCCUACUAUCUCCUAAGUCUGGUUUUGUUCCGCGUACUGCCUUCGCAGAGGGUGCUCGGCGCGAAACUAAGCGAAUCCGGCCGCCCUUUAGAUUAUAGCUUCAACGCCUUCUCUUCUACCCUGGUACAGGUCGCCGCGUGUGCGGUGGGCACCUACGUCUGGGGUGCCGACUUUGUUGUCUGGCGAUGGAUUGAUGAGAACUAUUUGCAGCUGCUAACUGCCAAUAUUAUUCUGUCUUUGGCCAUUUCCAUCUACGUCUAUGCUGCCAGUUUCAGCGUGAAACCUGGCAACAGUCAGCUUCGCGAGCUGGCCAAGGGUGGCCACACUGGAAACCUCAUGUACGACUUCUACAUCGGCCGCGAGUUGAAUCCACGCAUCGCAUUGCCAGUAUUUGGCAAAAUAGACAUCAAAACUUGGCUCGAGAUGCGUCCAGGUCUAACCGGAUGGCUGCUACUUGACCUUGCCUUUAUGGCCAAGCAGUACCGCAACUACGGCUAUAUCACAGACAGCAUGGUUUUUGUGACUGCUAUCCAGGGCUACUAUGUGCUUGAAGGCCAGUAUGCAGAGGCUGGUAUUCUUAGCAUGAUGGACAUAAUCACUGAUGGACUGGGCUUCAUGCUUACAUUUGGCGACAUCGUCUGGGUGCCGUUUAUUUACUCGAUGCAGUGCCGCUAUUUGGCUGUUUAUCCCACGCAACUCGGCUGGCCAGGUCUGGUUGCACUCAGCAGUGUUUUUGCUAUUGGGCUCUAUAUCUUCCGCGCGUCAAACACGCAAAAGGCCGUCUUUCGCAAGACACCUGAACACCCUAGUGUGGCUGGUCUGUCUUACCUGAAGACGAAGCGUGGCACCCGCCUCUUGACUUCUGGAUGGUGGGGAGUAUCGCGUCAUAUCAACUACUUUGGCGACUGGAUGCAGUCUCUGCCAUUCAGCUUGGCUGCAGGCCUGGCUGGGUACGUGAUUCUGCCUUCUGGCGCCCUGGCUGCCUCGGACGUCCUGGGUUAUAGAAUGCUCGAUGGCACCGAGGUUGUACAGAGUGUGGCCAAGGGAUGGGGCGUCAUUUUUACCGCAUUCCACGCUCUGUAUUUUGCUGUUCUCCUGAUGCAUCGCGAGGGCAGAGAUGAUGCAAAUUGUGCUGAAAAGUACGGCGCUGAUUGGGAGAGAUACAAGUCGGUGGUGCGAUGGAAGAUUCUUCCCGGUAUCUACUGA
This is a messenger RNA of Beauveria bassiana ARSEF 2860, 1452 nucleotides long. Its product is annotated as C-14 sterol reductase, putative. The coding region runs from base 1 to 1452 and encodes 483 amino acids. Gene Ontology annotation, molecular function: Delta14-sterol reductase activity. The record is from RefSeq and is a predicted model, not a curated record. The transcript is spliced from 3 exons. Gene Ontology annotation, cellular component: endoplasmic reticulum membrane. Gene Ontology annotation, biological process: ergosterol biosynthetic process. Lineage: Eukaryota; Fungi; Ascomycota; Sordariomycetes; Hypocreales; Cordycipitaceae.